AUGGCCACGCGCCCGCGCCGCGCCGUGAAGCAGACCGUCAGCUACGCCGAGGAGCUCGCGGCGCAGGAGUUCGCGCGGCGCGCGGCGAUGCAGCUGACCCAAGACAACGAGGAGUUCGCGCAGGACUCCGACGACGACGAGCCCAUGCCCAGCGCGGCGCCGAAGAAGCGCGCGCCGCGCGCGCCGCGGGCGCCGCGGGCGCCGAAGAACCCGAAGAACAUGAGCUGGCUCUUCGAGGCGUGCAUGGACGCGAAGAAGCUCAAGAACAAGGACUACGACCUCGACGCGGCGGCGGAAGCGUGGGUCGUCGAGUACGCCGCGAACGCGGGCAAGGGCGCGGGGCCGGCGUCGUCUUCAGGGAUGGGCGCGCGCGCGCGCGCCGACCGGGAGCGCGCCUGCGCGCGCGCGCGCGCGGGGACGCUCGACCGCGCGCUCCGAACGCGGCGGAAUCGCAGGCGCGGCGAUGCUCGCGCGGCCGGCGACGGCGAGGCGCUGCGGGACCCGCUGGAGGCCCUGAGCGACCAGCUCGGCGCGAAGGACCGGCCGCACGCGUACCCCGUGCACGAGCCGUCGAGCAAGAAGACGGGCUUCGGCGCGCGCUUCGACGCCGUCUGGGGCAAGAUCGUCGACCGCUGCCGGUCCGGGUCGUCCUACGACGCCGAGGCCCUCGGCGCCGUGUCGCAGACGCUGGGCGCGUGCGCGCGCCACGACGUCGUCCACUGCCGCCACGCGGGCGCGGCGGGCGCCAUGGAGGUGGGCCUCGCCGUCGCCGCGGCCGCCGCGGCGCUGGAGGCCCAGGUCGCGAGCUGCGCGGCCCAGCUCGAGGCCCUCGGCGGCGGCGCGAAGCCGAAGAAGGGCUCCAAGGCCGAGGCGGUGCGGAAGCGGACCGACGACCUCGAGGCGUCGCUCGAGCGGCUCGACGAGCUCGGCGAGGCCAUCUUCGACGACGUCUUCUGCAAGCGCUACCGCGACGUCCACGCGCGCGUGCGCGUCGCCGUCGUCGAGCGCCUCGGCAAGUGGAUCGCCGCGCGGCCGGCCAAGUACCUCGACACGCGCUACCUCAAGUACGUCGCGUGGGUCCUCGACUUCCCCGAGGGCGCGGAGCGCGCCGCGGCGGCGGGCGCGCUCGCGCGGGCCUUCGGCGCCGUCGACGACGCCACGCGCGAGGCCCUCGGCGACUUCGCGGCGCGCUUCGUGCCGCGGCUCGCGGAGAUGGCGCACGACGUCGACGAGGCCGCGCGGGCCGCGGCCGUCGGCGCGCUCGACGCCUGCAUGGACUGCGGCCUCCUGGCGGAGUUAGAUCUGGGCGAGGACGACGUCGCCGACGUCACGGAUAAAGUGUAUUCGAAGAUCGUCGACGAGGACGCGGCGCCCGAGUUGCGCGCCGCGUGCCUCGGCCUCGCGCUCAAGUACGAGGACUUCGACGUCGCGCGCGCCGGCGGCGACGGCGCGAAGACGCUCCACGACCUCGGCCGCUUCGUCGAGGCGUCGAUCCUCGGCGACGACGGCCCGCUCGCGCUCGCGCCGCUCGCGGCGGACGCGUUCCUCGACCUCGGCGACGACUCGCGCGCGCUGCUCCAGGACUGGCGCGCCUGGGUCGACGUGCUCGGCCGCGACGACGUCGGCACGCAGUCGCCCCAGGCCGCGCGUUUGGUGGACGUGCUCCUGCGCCUCUUCCUCGCGGCGGCGUCUAGGACCGAGGCCGCGGGCGCGGAGGCGCUCGGCGCCGCCUUGCUCGACGCGCUGCCGGGCCUGCUGCGCAAGUACGGCGCCGACGACGGCCUCCUGCCCCACCUCCUGGGCCUCGCGGCCUUCGCGGCGCGCGCGCCGACGAAGGACGCGCGCUACGUCGCGGUCCUCGCGGCCGCGCUCGGCGCCGUCGAGCGCGGGUCCGGCGCCGCGCCGCGGCUCGCCGCGGAGGCCGCGCGGGCCUUCGUGUGCCACGCCAAGGCGGCGCAGAAGCAGGUCGACGCCGCUUUAGGCGCCUGCUGCGGCCGCCUCGCCCGCGCGCUCCGCGACGCCGCGGACCGCGAGGACGACCGCUUCGAGCGCGACGCGGCCGUCGCCGACGGCCGCGCGGCGUCGCGGCGCCUCGCGGCCCUCGCGGCCCAGGCCGACGUCGCCGCCUGCCUGAAGAAGAGCGACGCGGCGCGGCUCCUCGAGGACCUCAAGCACCGCGUCGCCGAGGACGCGGCCGCCGCGGACGGCGCGGCCGUCGACGCGCUCGACGCGCUCGCGUCGCUCCACGCCUGGGUCGCGGCGCGCGCGGUCGCCAGGGCCGACGGCGCCAGGGACGACGGCGACGCUCCCGCGGACCCCGCGGUCGUCGCGGCCGCGGCCGCCGCGAAGACGUUGCUCGUCGCGCACCUCGACGAGUUCGCCGUCGCGCCCCAGCGGUCCCUCGCCGAGGCCCAGGACGGCGUCAACGGAGCCAAGUCCCUGCGGAGCGACCUGGACCGCGACGCCUGGGCCGCGCUCCACGCCGCGCAGCUCCGCGCGCUCGCAGUCGCCGCCGCCGCCGCCGGCGGCCUCGCGCACCCGGGCCUGCGCCGCAAGCGCGGGUUCGCGGCGCUGGCGCUGCCCGUCGACGACGACCGCGACCUCGCGGCGCUCGCCGCGGACGUCGUCUGGCGCCACGGCGCCGCGGCGCUCGGCGCGACGCCCGCGCGGCCCACGCCCAAGCACUACGCGUCGUCGUGGAAGGCCGCGACGAAGGACGCGUCCCCGGCGCGCCUCGUCCUCGAGCCGGCCCUCCAGUUCGUCGCCGGCGGCCGGCCGGACACGCCCCAGCGCGAGGAUCUGUUCGCGGCCGUGCUCGCCGUCGCGGCCGCCGCCGAGGAGUCCGAGAUCCUCGCGGCCGCGGCCGAGGCCCUCGCCGCGCACCCGGACGACGCCGCCACGGUCCACCUCCGCGCCCUCGACCGCGUCGCGGCCCUCCUCGGCGCCGACGACGGCGACGAGGACGAACACGAGGCCGCGCGCGACGCCGUCGCGGACCUCGGGGCCGCGCUGGCCAAGGCGCUCCGCGCGUCCUUCGGCGACGACGCGGCCGCGGCGACGGACGCGCUCCACGGCGUGCUCCACGGGGGCCUCGACGCGGCCUUCGCGAACCCGCCCGCGAGCCUCGCGGGGCUCGCCGGGCUGCUGCCCUACGUCGCCGACGGCCGCAAGAACGCGAAAUCGGCGCGCGCGCGGCGCGACGCGGGCCUCCGGGCCUCGGUCCUCGAGGCCCUCGACGCGCGGUCCCGCGCGCUCCGGCGCCCGGACGGCGCCGACGACGACGACGACGACGCCUGGGCGCGCCUCGACGCGUUCGAGGCGGCGCUCCGCGGCGGCAAGCCCCGGCCCAAGCCCCGCGCGCCGCCGCCGCCGGAGCCGGAGGAACCGGCGCCGCGGUCCGGCGACAAGCGCCGCCGCGCGUCGAGCCGGCCGUCGUCGGCCCGGUCGACGCCCCUCGGCAAGAUCGACGAGUCCGCGGACGAGGACGACGACGCCGCGCCGGCGCCGCCGCGCGCCGAGUCCGACUCCGACGACGACCCGCUGCCCGGCGGCCGCCGCACCUACGACGCGCCGCCGCUCCUCGAGCCCCUCGCCGAGGACGGCGCCGACUCCGACUCCGACGACGAGCCCAUCAUGCCCGCGGCGCGCCGCGCGUACUCCGGCGACGCGGGCCACAUCACGACGGACGACGACGACGACGACGCCGACGCCGCGGACCGCAAGCGCCGCCGCUCCUGGAUGCCCGCCGCGCCCCUCGAGGAGGAGGAGGACGACGACGACGACGAGGACGAGUCGCCGCCGCCGAAGAAGAAGCCGGCCUCGCGCCGCGGCCGCAAGUAG
Molecule: messenger RNA, 3840 nt
Organism: Aureococcus anophagefferens
Lineage: Eukaryota; Pelagophyceae; Pelagomonadales; Pelagomonadaceae
Exons: 2
Coding region: 1-3840 (1279 amino acids)
Biological process (GO): sister chromatid cohesion
Cellular component (GO): cohesin complex; chromatin; nucleus
Molecular function (GO): chromatin binding
Source: RefSeq, a predicted model, not a curated record